Messenger RNA from Trypanosoma conorhini, 1020 nucleotides. Its product is annotated as chaperone DnaJ protein. The record is from RefSeq and is a predicted model, not a curated record. Gene Ontology annotation, molecular function: protein-folding chaperone binding. Gene Ontology annotation, cellular component: cytosol. Bases 1 to 1020 code for a protein of 339 amino acids. The transcript has a single exon. NCBI's taxonomy places the organism in Eukaryota, Euglenozoa, Kinetoplastea, Trypanosomatida, Trypanosomatidae.
AUGGGCAUUGACUAUUACAAGGUUCUUGGUGUUGGCCGGAAUGCCUCGCCGAGUGAUAUAAAGAAGGCCUAUCACCAGCUGGCUUUGAAGUACCACCCCGAUAAAUGUACCGGUAAUCGGGAAGAGGCCGAAAGGCGUUUCAAGGAGGUUUCGGAAGCGUAUGAUGUUUUAAGUGACGAACAGAAGAAGAAAAUAUACGACGUGUACGGUGAGGAGGGCCUGAAGGGCGGGAUCCCUGGAGCUGGGGAGGGUGGCGGCGCCGCGGGUGCGGGGGCUCGCGGCGGCGUCCCCUUCGGUACGAGGUACACUUUUUCAGAUGGCGAUGCGUUUAACAUUUUUCGGUCGUUUUUCGGCAGCAGCGAUCCAUUCAUGGGCGGAGAAGAGUUUGGCGGCGGCGGUGGGAUGGGUCUUCACCGGGUGUUUCGAGGGUUUGGGGGCCCGCAGGGGUUUACGACGGGCUUUGGGUCGCCAGAGAUGUCACCGAUGAGUGAAGUGCCUCCCGUGGAGUACACCUUUGCAUGCACUUUGGAGGAAAUCUAUACGGGGUGUACUAAAAAGUUCAAUGUCUCACGCCAGAUGCCGGGAGGCACCGAAAAAAAGAUGUUUGAAGUUGAGGUGCUUCCUGGUUAUAAAAAAGGCACAAAAAUCCGUUUUCACCAGGAGGGAGGUAUUGUGCAGGGAUAUCCACCGAACGUUCUGGCCGAUAUGGUGUUCAUCCUGGACGAGAAGCCUCACCCUCGGUUUGAACGCAGUGGCACAGAUGUCCGCACGACGGUUCACAUCAACUUGAAACAAGCGUUAUUGGGAACAAAAGUGAACGUUUUGGCACUUGACGGAACUAAUACAGUGCUACCACUGACUGGAGUGAGCAAGAAUGGGCGUCAGUUGCGUGUGAGCGGUAAGGGCUUCCCCGAUCGGAAGACAGGACGCAAUGGCGACAUGUACGUCACAAUUGCCGUUGACAUGCCUGUGUCCUUGGAUGAUGCGACAAGGAGUUUGGUGGAGAAGUGCCGAUUUUAG